UCACUAGUCUAGAAAAUCGUUUGGCAUUCCUGUCGGCAUCCCUGGAAUGGCUUUGUUUUUAUUUACUAUUCAGAAUUAAACUUUGGACGAGCAUUUAAUUAUGGAAAUGUCAUCUAAUCAGACAUCCAAAAGGCGAGCAAGGGCCGCACCAGAAAAUGCUCAGCUGGAUCAAUCGGCAGAAGAUCGCAUAAUAUCAGUAAUUCGAGCAGAAAAUCAGGAACUGCGGGAAUCUAUUGAGACGCUAAAAAAAAAUGUCGCAUUGCUCUGUGAGACAGUAUCCUCUCAGACGCAAUUGAUCAAGUUAUUAUACAACCAACCCCAGGAGACCGAGACCUCACAAAAUGGCCCUCCUACCGAUUUCCCUAUAAAAACAGAAGACGAUUUGCUUUCAGUAGACAAAAAUAUGAAUCCGGCCACUCGAGUAUUAUAUGUUAAAGAGAUGGUGAACAUCUUUAGACAUGCGCCGCUAUCGAAAUCGUUGAAAAAGGUACUGGCCGUGGACUUAGUAGUAGACUUUAACGUCGACGGAACGCAAAACAAAAAAAGCCUACGCACAUACGAAAACUUCUUCUCAGCUCUACUGGAGGCUGUUAAAUUGGCCGAUAGUACUCAGCCCCCGGAGAAGGCACUCAGAAAAGCCAUGCAGUGUGUUAAAAACAGUGCAUGCAAAAGAAGAACAAGGUUUUUAAAAGAGUUAUCUUAGAGUAUUCGAAAUAAGACAAGAAUAUGGAUAGGUUAUAAUAAGGUAAUAGGCAAAUCACACAAAAUGUGAGCGUUAAAACUUAAAUAAAAUUCCAUUAUAUUUGUA
This is a messenger RNA of Drosophila subpulchrella, 808 nucleotides long. RefSeq lists its product as uncharacterized. The transcript has 5 exons. Bases 101 to 703 code for a protein of 200 amino acids. The record is from RefSeq and is a predicted model, not a curated record. Lineage: Eukaryota; Metazoa; Arthropoda; Insecta; Diptera; Drosophilidae.